Molecule: messenger RNA, 4710 nt
Organism: Verticillium alfalfae VaMs.102
Lineage: Eukaryota; Fungi; Ascomycota; Sordariomycetes; Glomerellales; Plectosphaerellaceae
Product: general negative regulator of transcription subunit 4
Exons: 7
Coding region: 1-4710 (1569 amino acids)
Biological process (GO): protein ubiquitination
Cellular component (GO): CCR4-NOT complex
Molecular function (GO): ubiquitin-protein transferase activity; RNA binding
Source: RefSeq, a predicted model, not a curated record
AUGGCACCCCAAGAUGUGUUCUUUGAGGAGGAUGAGGACAACUGUCCGCUCUGCAUAGAAGAACUCGAUCUUUCCGAUCGUAGCUUCCGACCAUGUCCAUGUGGCUAUCAGGUCUGCCAGUUCUGCUUCAACAACAUCAAGAACAACAUGAACGGACUCUGUCCUGCGUGCCGAAGACCGUAUGACGAAAAGACGAUAGAGUGGAAAGUCGUGACACCAGAAGAGGUUGCCGAGUUCAGUGCGAAUAUCCGGAAGAACCAGAAGAAACGAGCACUCGACCAGCGGCAGAAGGAGGUACAGAAGCGCGAAGCUGAGAAAGAGAAUCGGAAAAACCUCGUCGGUGUACGGGUCGUUCAGAAGAACCUCGUUUACGUGACGGGGUUGACACCAACGGUUCGAGAGGAUGAGCUUCUCAAGACACUCAGGAAACCCGACUUCUUCGGUCAAUACGGCAACAUCCAGAAGAUUUCGAUCAGCAAUCGAAAGAGUUCGGACGGUCACAACCAAUCUCUCGGCAUCUACGUCACUUUCGAGAAGAAGGAGGACGCUCAGCGAUGCAUCCAGGCCGUCAACGGUUCUCAGAAUGGCGACAGGGUGCUGAGGGCCCAACUUGGCACAACCAAGUACUGUUCCGCAUGGUUGAGACACGAGCAAUGCACGAAUCGACAGUGCAUGUUUCUUCAUGAGCUGGGAGAGGAAGAAGACAGUUAUACUCGCCAGGACUUGUCCUCGAUGAACAGCAUCAACACCCAACGCCCUCUGCCACCAAAUGGCAGCUCGUCCCGAUCCGCCUCUCGCCAGCAAUCGACGCCCGCUCCUGGCCCUCCGCCCGGCCCAACACCCGCUGCCGCACCUGUUGCUCAACCAAUGGCUCGCUCCUCGAGUAAGGAUGAAUCAGAAAACGGGGGCGAUGGGUCUGCUCUGCCUUCCUCUGCGAAUUGGGCCCGUAACCCUCAGCGCAGUCGUAGAGGAAGUCAUGCUACUAGUGGCGCGGCUCCGAGUCCUGCGAUCUCGACGUCACUCCCUGUCACAGCUGAAGCUGUGCCGGAGGCCAUCGACGAAUCACCCGCUGAAGAGUCUUCAGCACCGUCCAUUUCCUCGCAAUCUGAAAGCCCCCCAAGCCCGGUAGUCGAGCAACCCAAACAGGUUGGCAUUCCGGAAAACAUUCUCAAAGCACUUCUAAAGGCCAUGGAAGCCUGUCCUUUCAACUUCGCUGGUUGUGAUUCAACCGAGACGAAUGACACUCCACCUAUGUUCGACAUGUGUGGUGGCGAGAAGAGACGAGCCAUGCGCGAAGAAGAGGAAGCGCGGCUCGCUGUGUCUGCGAACCCGCGGAUCAUGGCUCAACAGUCUGCGAUGAUGCCAUCGUCUUUCCACGCACAACCAGGUAGCCAGUACUACUCGUCUUCCAUGCCUGGACCACCUCCGGGACUUAAGUCGACUGGCACGCCGCCAGCUAUGUUCGGACAGGGCCAGGGGUACGGUGGCGCGGGCUUCGGUGCCGCGUCAAAGGAUUCUGCUGAGCUUCUUCAGAGCUUGAUCAGGGGCCGAGGCGCGGCCAAUAGCCAGGCUCAUGAUGCCGCAAAGCGUGAGUUGAUGUCUUCCUUUUCUAAUCAGUACCCACCCUCCACCUCUUCCUCCCCAGCCCCUGCUCCGGGUCUCCUGGCGUCGCUCUACGGUAACCCCCCUGGAGCAUUCCAAGACUUUGGUCCCAAGCAGCAGAAGAAGAAGGGGAAGAAGCACAGACAUGCUAACACUUCCUCCUCUGGGGGAGGUGGCCUAGUCGAUCUUGCGGACCCGAGUAUCUUGCAAGCAAGAAUGCAGCACCAGUCACAGGGCAGCGCCGGAGUCGGACAGGGACUGUUCGGUGGACAGAGCCAAGAUGAUGAACUUCCUUCGCUUGACGAAGCAUCGAGCUCCGUUGACGCGUUGGUUUCAGACGACCCAUUGGAUACGAACCUGUUCAUCCAAGGAUUCGGAUCAUCGCGCGCCUCUACAGCUACACCUGGUCCGCCGCCAGGCCUGGGUCUAUCCCAUAGACACCCAUCACCCGCCAUUCGCACCACGCUCGCGGCGCCCGUAGUUCCUACGAUGCUUCAGCAGCCCGCGCGGGUCGCAACCCCUACGGCUUUCAAAACGCAAACACUUGCGAGCGUUGUCGGCUCAGUCACACCCGAUCAGACCCCUCGCAAGAAGAUGCCCGGCUCCGAGGCGAAGAAAAGUAUCAAAGCAUUGGCAGUUGAGAGUGGUUUGUCCAAGGAUAUAGCCGCAUCUUCGCCAGCUCUUCGGUCAAAGAAGCUCCUGCAAGAAGAGGACUUCCCUGCCCUGGAUGCUGUCAAGAGCCCAGCACCCAAGACGAUCGCCCCGGCCGUGCCAUCAGUCCUCACGCCCAAAACGGCGGCGACACCCAGCAAAAGGCCUCAGACAGAAACAAAAGAGACGAACGCGUCUUCUGAGCCAAAACCCCUGAGCGAGCCAGUCCCGUCGACGCCUUCCAAGGCAACCGAGUCUUUGAAGUCGCUCGCCAUAUCGCCCAUCAAGCCUACGUCUAAGGCUGCCGAUUCCAAGCCAGCGCCGGUUCUGAACAUUGCCGCAGCCGUGAAAGCUGCUCAGGCAAAGACAUCAGCAGAAGCCUCAACCGUCUCCUCCUCUGAUAAAGCUGAUUCGGCUGCAUUUCCAGCCUUACCGCCAUCAGCAGCCAGUGUCUCAUCCCCAAGUGUCAAGGCAGCACCCAAGACUCUUCGUGUGGUGAACACGCCAAAGGCUGAAGUGCCACCCACGCUACCUAUGAGCGGCACACUGAACGCAGCGACCCGGGCUCUGUCUGGUGUCCACCGCCCUGACACGCCUGGAAGUCAUGAUAUUAGUGAUACCGCCUCGGUAGUGUCCACGUCCAUUUCUGUCUCUCGCACCAGCUCCCCGCCGCCCUCAAGGAUUGGUUCCGCUCCUGUCCGGACCAACACCAAGAGCCAACAGCGCAAGGCGCGCAAGGAAGCCAACAAGGUUGCAGCAAUUGUCGAGGCUGCGAAACCUGCUGAGCCCGAGGAGCAUGCGCCCAUCCUAGGCCGCAAGAAGAAGGUCAAGAAGGAGAAGCCCGUCAAAACCACAGAGAAGAAGACUUCAGCAACUGCGGCAGCGCCAUCAUCGACUACUGCUGCUGAAUUCAAGACGGAGGACACUGACAGCACCACAGUCGCUCCUAAGAGGUCGGAGGGUGCAAAGCAAGACCAGAAAGCCAAGGCUGGCAACACGACCAACGCUUCCCAAGACAAGGGGAAAGGAAAGGAAAAGGCCGUCGCGCCGUCGCCGAAGAACACGCCGAAACCUGCCUCACCAGAGCCCGCUGCUCCGGCUGCCGAGGAGUCGAAGGAUGCUGGUGAGAACCCCAAGACAUCCCCAGAGUAUGUCUUUCAUGAGCUUGUCAGCAGCGGCAUGUCUUUUGCGGCCGAUAUGCUGCAGUUGUUGAAGCCUGUCAACGACCAGAGCAACCGCGGCGGUGACCGUGCUGCCGCCGCCGCCGCUGACACCAACAACCCCCCUCCUUCGACUAAGAGUAUCGUGACGGAGAAGGAUCAUGCGAAGCUUCUUUCCGGAAAACCGGUUCGCAAGGUGAUCGAUGGCCAUCGGGUCCUCAUCACACCCAAUGGUGACUGCCUGCGUCAUUUGACGGAGCAGGAGGAACAGAACUACCUCUUCUACCAAAAGCGGGCGCGCGGUGCCCAACGGGUUCCGUCUUUCUUCCCGCCCCCGCCCUCGCAGCAGCAGCGCCUGUUCGCCGAUGACCCCGUCAACAAGCUGCAGCGCGAGGAGGCCAUCAGCUACAUCAACCAAUUUGUGCUGCCGCGCCUGAAUCUUGGCACCGCAAACCUGGGGUUCGCCAGCAACUGGAAGUCGCACGGCAACGCGAACAACAAUGCCCAGGAAUUCCAGUUGACGGGCACCAAGCGCGAUGUCGCCGCCGCAAGCCUCAACACGCUGGCGCCCUGGAUCUACGGCCACGACGCCGCCGCUGGCGCAGGCAUAUACUCGGCCGAGAGCGGUAACGGUGGCCUCCGCGACGUGCCCGAAGACGAGACUCCCUUUGGCGGCCUCGAUUCGGCGCACCCGCACCACCACCACCCGCACCAACCUCAUGGUGUGGGCUACGGCAGCGGUCCCGACGGCGUUGCCACGGCCGCCGGCCCGGGCGGCCCGCAGCAGUACUUGACCAAGCUACCACCCCUCAACGGCAUGUCCCUCAUGAGCGUCGAAGAGGCCGAGUCGGCGCUGCAACUCGCGCGCAAGGAGACGGAACGUCUUGAAAAGGGCCUUAACCAGGGUCAUCAAGCGCAACCGCCGCCUCCUGCUGCCGGCGGGAAGGUGACUCGCCGUGGCGGGCGUCACGACCGGCCUCGCCGUCGGCAUGCUUCCCGGCGGGGCGCUGCGCGUGGGGGCCGGCAUGGGCGUGAGGGCUGUCGUCGCGCUCAUCGAGCGCGUCUUCCUCGUCAUGCUCGUCCGCGCCGUUGUCGCGUGUGUCCAGCUCGUCGCUGUCGUUGUCGAAGUCCUCUCGCGGGCCGGCAGGCGGUUGGCCGUCGUGGCGCGGGUGUAACUGUCCUGUUCUGCUGCACUCUGCCUUUCCUCGACUCGGAGACAAUCGGUGUGGGGGUGAUUAUGACGGGAUUUUGUAUGGAUGAAAAAGGCCCUUGUGUAAUACCGGAGUGUACGAACUAG